Molecule: messenger RNA, 2636 nt
Organism: Styela clava
Lineage: Eukaryota; Metazoa; Chordata; Ascidiacea; Stolidobranchia; Styelidae
Product: solute carrier family 23 member 1-like
Biological process (GO): transmembrane transport
Cellular component (GO): membrane
Molecular function (GO): transmembrane transporter activity
Source: RefSeq, a predicted model, not a curated record
GUGUUGCUUACAUCAAUCAGAUCAGGAACAGUGAAUAUGAUUCAGAAGCCAUCAAAUGUCAAAAUAAUAGUAUUAGAAAAUUCACUGUCAGUUCAAGAACAAAAAUACGAGCUAAAGCACAAGAAGAAUUCGACUAAUCAUAAAAUUCUAGCAAUUAUCAAAGAAGGUGUGAAUAGUUAGCACUAUUGAAAAUGACUGUAGAAAAUGGAAGCAAUAUAACAUCGACCUUACAAGUCGUGCAAAGCACUGAAAAUCAAGGAAGGCCCGAAAAUGAAGACAUUUUAUACACACCGCCAAACGAAGUAACAGCUCUUGUCGGCUUAAGUAUUGAGGUUACUUCUAACGGCGAUGAUAUCGAUACGAACAGAAGAAGAAAAGAAAAAGAAGCCGAGGCAAAUGCUGAUGAUGUCUUAUACGGAGUUAACGAUAACCCACCCAUUGGGUUGACCUUUGUUAUGGGAAUUCAGCACGUUCUUCUCUCCAUCGAUGGUGUCAUUGGUAUUCCGUUGAUGUUAUUUGGAGUUUUGUGUUUUGAUGACAGUCCAGAAACCGAAAUAUCGAAAACAAAAAUAAUAGGAGCAUUCUUUUUCUUGGCGGGAGUCGUGUCGUUUGUUCAAACGACAUUUGGUGUAAGAUUGCCAACAGCUCAAAUUAUCUCAUUAUCUUAUUUUGUUUCUCUCACUGCGUUGAUGAGAGGUGAGAAAUGGAAAUGUCCUUCACGUAUUAAAAACCUUACUGAUAUCAAUUUUACUUGGUCAUCAAACGUCUCUUACCUGUAUCAAGAUAUUGACGGUGAAUUUCUCGGAAGCGAUGAAGUUUGGCAGAUAAGAAUAAGAGAGGCACAAGGAGCGAUUAUUAUUGUCGGCAUUGCUCAAAUUUUCAUCGGGGCUUCGGGAGCGAUUGGAGUCGCCAUGCGAUUUAUUGGACCAUUGACUAUUGGAUCGUGCCUUUUUCUUGUGUCGUUUUCCCUUGCUGAUGUGGCUGUCAAAUUCUGUAGCAUUUAUUGGGGAAUUCCGAUGUGCUAUAUAUUGAUCGUUAUCGUAUUCCAAUACUUGUCCAAAGUCAAUGUGCCGUUGCCUAUCUGCAGCACAAGAAAGAAGAAAUGUUCAUCAACAAAGAAACCUUUGUUUGCGAUGUUUCCGUUUCUGAUUGCUCUACUUUCCGGAUGGCUUUUGAGUUACAUUCUCACAAUAACCAAUGUUUUACCGCAAGAUAAAUCAAUGAAAUCCUUCAGAGCGAGAACAGAUAUAUCUCCUAAUGUUAUUUCUAACAGCCCAUGGUUCUCUUUUCCCUACCCUUUUCAGUGGGGAUGGCCGACUUUCAGCAUUUCAACUGUUCUGAUUUUCAUAGCCGCUCUUGUUGUUGGGAUUGUCGACUCUUUGUGCGAUUAUUAUGCUGGUGCGAAAAUCGUUAAGAGUCCGGUUAUUCCAAAGCAUGCCAUCAACAGGGGAAUUAUGGUUGAAGGGUUUGGGAUUCUUGCACAUGGACUAGUAGGAACUGGAAACGCUACAACCACAUUUGCUUCAAAUUUGAUCGGACUUGGAGUGACCAGAAUUCACAGUAGAAGGGCACUUCAAGCAAUGGGAAUCAUAUUCGCAGUAUUCGGACUGAUCACAAAGUUUUGCAGCGUUUUUGUUACUUUGCCGCUUCCUGUGGUCGGAGGUCAACUAUGUAUUGUGGCAGGAUUUUUAUUUAGUGUUGGUGCGGGUACUGCUGCUUAUGCUGAUUUAUCGAAUACAAGAAACAUGUUCGUUCUGGGGUUCAGUGUAUUCAUAGGUAUUGCUUUUGAAAUGUAUCUAAAACAAUAUCCACAAGGCAUUGACGUUGGAAUUACUGAACUGAACGAAAUAUUUCGUGCAAUACUAGGAACUGGAAUGCUCGUUUCUUCUAUCGUCGCCUGUAUUUUGGAUAACACAAUGCCUGGAUCAACAGAAAGUCGUGGGCUCUUAAGAUGGCAACACGGUGAUAUGACGGAAAACGAAAAAGAAGCAAACGAUUCUGUAUAUGAUCUUCCGUUUAAAACUGACUGUGGUUGGACAAGAUUCAUUCCAUUUUGUCCCAACUUUGGGAAAAAACAAACGGAAAAAGAAGAUGAAGAGAACUCCAGACUUUAAACCCACCAAGACCAACACCGGAGAUACAGUUCUACUAAAUGCGCAUUCUCACCAAAUUGCGCAAUUGCAUUUGACAAUUUUCAUGCCGUCUGUUCCAAGGCGAUGAUAUGUUGGAGGACGAAGCGCUGGUUUACGCCUUGUAUGGUGCAUAAAAGUUCUUAGCGUGAAGGGAAUUAAAAAAGGGAGGGAUACUCUGUAUAUCAUAGGAUAGGACAUAAGCAGUACCGAGUAUUAUACAGAAAACUUGCACCCGCUAGAAAUGAUAACCUUCAAAAAGUCCAAAUCAAUGUUUUUUUCAAAUAGAGGUUCCGCCAAUACAGUGGAGGGUUCUGCAACUGCAAGUUUUCUUUCAAACUCAGGAGUCUAUAAAUAUAAUAGUGUUUAAAUAUAAUAAAAUCCCUAUUAGGUUUGUCACUAUUAUCAAACUUUUUACACUUUAAAGGUCCUUUUGUUUCGUCAUUAGGAAUAUAUUAUAUAGUUUAUAUAAUUCAGACAACAGAAUACAAUCAAACUAUUGCAAGA